This is a messenger RNA of Argiope bruennichi, 5006 nucleotides long. RefSeq names its product protein flightless-1 homolog (gene fliI). The record is from RefSeq and is a predicted model, not a curated record. Gene Ontology annotation, molecular function: phosphatidylinositol-4,5-bisphosphate binding; actin filament binding. The transcript has 32 exons. Gene Ontology annotation, cellular component: actin cytoskeleton; nucleus; cytoplasm. Gene Ontology annotation, biological process: barbed-end actin filament capping; actin polymerization or depolymerization; myofibril assembly. NCBI's taxonomy places the organism in Eukaryota, Metazoa, Arthropoda, Arachnida, Araneae, Araneidae. The coding region runs from base 88 to 3810 and encodes 1240 amino acids.
CAUAUUUUGCGACAGUACUGUAACUGUAACGAAAUAAGUUUUGUUUUGUUUUCUUUGCAAUUUUGGAAUAUUUAAGUUUUUAUUGAAAUGGCUGUCACAGGUGUUUUGCCGUUUGUGAGAGGUAUCGAUUUUACAGGAAAUGACUUUCAGGAAGAUUAUUUUCCAAAAGCUGUAGCUGAGAUGACUGGAUUAAGAUGGCUAAAAUUGAAUAAAACAAAUAUUGAUUGGAUUCCUGAUGAAUUAGGAAAUCUUCAAAAGCUUGAAGUAUUAUCCUUAGUACGCAAUAACCUGGUAACUAUUCAUGGGGAAGUAUCAACGUUACCUUGUCUUCGAUAUGUUAAUUGUCGUUACAAUAAAUUAAAAAAUUCUGGAAUCCCUGUUGAUGUUUUUGAGCUAGAAGAUUUAUCUGUUGUGGAUUUUAGUCAUAAUUGUCUAAGAGAAGUUCCUCGAGAUUUGGAGCAUGCAAAGGGUCUUCUAGUCUUAAAUUUAAGUUUUAAUUCAAUUGAAAACAUACCUAGUCAACUUUUUGUCAAUCUAACAGAUUUGCUUCACUUAGAUUUAAGUGACAAUAAACUUGAAUCCCUCCCACCUCAGAUGAGGAGACUAGUAAAUUUACAAACUUUGAAGUUAAAUAAUAAUCCUUUGGGUCAUAAUCAGCUACGGCAAUUACCAGCACUUGUGGCAUUGCAGACCUUGCAUAUGGCUAACACACAAAGAAGCUUAUCAAAUAUACCUACUUCUUUGGACAGUUUGACAAAUCUGCAAGAUGUUGAUUUAUCUCAGAAUAGUUUACCUCGUGUACCAGAUGCAUUGUAUACUUUACCAAAUUUGAAACGUCUGAAUCUGUGUGAAAAUUGUAUUAUUGAUAUAUCACCAGAUAUUGGAGAUUUAUGGAAAAAUAUUGUUACUCUAAAUCUCUCAAGAAAUAAACUUAAAGCACUACCUGCUACUUUAUGUAAACUGUCUAAAUUAAGAAGAUUAUAUAUAAAUGAUAAUCAGUUAGACUUUGAUGGCAUACCAUCUGGUAUAGGAAAACUGUAUAGUUUGGAAGUUUUCAUGGCUUCUAAUAAUAACCUAGAGAUGAUACCGGAAGGUGUUGUUCGCUGUGGAAGGCUGAAGAAAUUGGUAUUGUCAAAUAAUCGUUUAAUUACUCUACCUGAAGCAAUUCACCUGUUGACAGAUUUGGAGGUUCUAGAUUUGCAUGGUAAUCCUGAUUUGAUAAUGCCUCCUAAACCUGAGGAAUUAAUUAUGGGUAGUGGCUCUGAGUAUUACAAUAUUGAUUUUUCAUUGAGCACACAACUUAGGCUUGCUGGUGCCACAACCAACAAUCCAGUAGCAGCUCCAGCCCAUAGCAAAGAUCCUAUUGCUCGUAAACAGAGGUUGAGGAGAAAAAAAGAUGAUGAAGUAGAUAGUGAUCAAGCUAAAGUUUUGAAAGGAAUGAGUGAUUUAGCCAAAGAUAAGAAAGAUUUUGCUCAGGAUGAUAAAAAUGUUUCGUUAAAGCCCAAAAGGUGGGAUGAAGCUUUAGAAAAACCACCAUUGGACUAUAGUGAUUUUUUUGAUGAAGAAGUUGGUCAAGUCCCUGGUUUGACUUGUUGGGAAAUUGAGAAUUUUGUACCAAAUCAAGUUGAUGAAGCUCUCAUUGGGAAAUUUUAUGAGGGUGACUGUUAUAUUAUACUUAAAACAACAUUGGAUGAGAAUCAGAGUUUGGAUUGGCAAAUAUUUUACUGGAUUGGGUCUCAUGCAACUCUUGACAAAAAAGCCUGUUCUGCCAUUCAUGCUGUCAACUUAAGAAAUUUUCUAGGAGCUCAGUGCCGUACUAUUCGGGAAGAGCAAGGAGAUGAAAGUGAUGAAUUUUUAGACUUAUUUGGUUCUGAUAUUGUUUACAUUGAAGGUGGAAGAACUGCUAGUGGCUUUUAUACAAUUGAAGAAGUGGAAUAUAUACCUAGGUUAUAUAGAUUGGAGACGAAUAAUAGGGUUCUUCACAUUGAAUCGUUUCCAGUAGAAUAUGAAUGUUUGGAUCCAAGAUACGUAUUUUUACUGGAUGUGGGUAAAAAAAUCUACAUUUGGUAUGGAAAAAAAUCUAAAAAUACUGUUCAGUCUAAAGCAAGACUGUUAGCUGAAAAGAUGAACAAAAAUGAAAGAAAAAAUCUAGCAGAAAUAAUAACAUUUACUCAAGGUCAAGAACUGCCUGAAUUUCUAAAAUUGGCUGGAAUUGAAGAUCCAUCAGUACCACUUCCACCACCUACUGAAAAUUCUGAGGACACUUUUGUUAAUGUUUUUCCAACUUUAUAUCAGGUUGGGCUAGGAAUGGGCUAUUUGGAACUACCCCAAGUUGAAAUCAAGCAGAAAAGGUUAGAAAAAAAACUUCUGGAGACUAAGAAUGUAUAUAUUUUGGAUUGCUCUACUGAUGUUUUUGUUUGGUUGGGUCAAAAAUCUACUCGCCUUGUACGUGCAGCUGCUCUUAAAUUGUCUCAAGAGUUAUGUGCUAUGAUAAAAAGACCUAAACAUGCAAUUGUUAGCCGAGUAUUAGAAGGAACUGAGCCUCAAAUAUUUAAAUCUAAGUUUUAUGGUUGGGAUGAUGUCAUAGCUGUUGAUUUUACUAGAACUGCCCAAUCUGUGGCUCGAACUGGAGCAGAUUUGAAGAAAUGGAUGAGUAAGCAAGAAACAAAAGCAGACCUUUCUGCUUUAUUCAUGAACAGGCAGCCUCCAAUGAGCAAAGAAGAAGCUAAAACUCUGAUGGAAGAGUGGAAUGAAGAUUUAGAAGCUAUGGAAUCAUUCGUUUUAGAAGGGAAAAAAUUUGUUAGACUUCCUGAAGAAGAAAUUGGUCAUUUUUACAGUGAAGAUUGUUAUGUUUUCUUAUGCCGCUAUUGGGUGCCUCUUGAGGUUCCUGAAAAUGAGGAAGGCACAGAAGAAGAAGAGAUACAAGAAGAUGGAUACCAGUGUGUGGUAUACUUUUGGCAAGGUAGAGAAGCUAGCAAUAUGGGCUGGCUGACAUUUACAUUUAGCUUGCAGAAAAAAUUUGAAUCACUUUUUGGCGAUAAAUUAGAAGUUGUACGAACUUACCAACAACAAGAAAAUUUGAAAUUUUUGUCUCACUUUAAACGACAUUUUAUUAUUCAUCAAGGGAAAAGAAAAAAUCCAAAAAUUAGUACUGCCAUUGAAAUGUUUCAUAUUCGAUCUAAUGGAAGUCCCAUAUGUACUCGUUGCAUACAGGUCCAUCCAGAUGCCAGUAUUCUCAAUUCUUGUUUUUGCUAUAUUCUGAAAGUACCAUUUGAUAAGGUGAAUAAUUCAGGUAUUGUCUACGUUUGGAUUGGAUCCAAGAGUGAUGAAGAAGAAGCAAAACUGACUGAAGAAUUGGCUAACAAGUUGUAUGACACUGAAACACACAGCAUUCAGGUUCUUAAUGAAGGAGAAGAGCCUGAAAAUUUCUUCUGGGUUGCUCUUGGUGGCAAAAAACCAUAUGAUACGGAUGCUGAUUUCAUGAAUCAUACAAGACUUUUCCGCUGCUCCAAUGAGAAGGGAUACUUUUCUAUAUCUGAAAAAUGCUCAGACUUUUGCCAAGAUGACUUAGCUGAUGACGAUAUUAUGAUACUGGACAAUGGUACACAUGUAUUUAUAUGGGUUGGUGCUAAAUGCAGCGAAGUAGAAAUAAAACUUGCCUAUAAAAGUGCUCAGGUAUAUGUGCAAAGUUUAAGAGCAAAACAACCAGAUAAACCUAGAAAACUCAUGCUCACUUUAAAAGGAAAAGAGUCAAAGAGAUUCACAAAGUGCUUCCAUGGCUGGGGAAAACAUAAAACAGUAGUUGAAUAAGAUCUGAGCCUUCUGCUUUUGGUUUUUAUGUUUCGGAAAUAUGUACAUGUUACAUAUGUAUGAUGAUUUUUAUUUAUUCUUUUGUUAAUUGCUUUUAGUUUUUUUAUGUAUGCUGUGUUUUUUACUGGUGAUUUACACUGAACAGUACAAGUCAUUGUUUCUAAGAUAUAAUUGUUGUGCCUUUGGAAUUCUACUUCACCAAAUAAUUGUAUAUAAAUCAUGUUAAUUAUUUAUAAUUUUUUAGAUUAGUAUUUUGAAGGAAAAAAGAGUGUUAUAUUUUUGUUGUGUGUAUUGUAAAUAUAUAUUUUGUAUACCAUUGAGAAUUGAUGGAUCAUUUGCAUCCCGUUUAUAACUAAAAAUUUUAUUUUUUGAGCCACUACUUAUUCAAAAAUUUAAGAUUCAGUACUGUGAUUUCUAAGGCCUGUGUAAUUUUGGAUACAUAAACUAAAUGCUGUAGUGUCUGCUAAAUAAAUGUAAAUUAAUCUGACUAAUUGAAUGUUGAUUAAAAGUUAAAUAUCAAAACGCUUUUAGACUGAUUUAAAUACAGUGAAAUAUAUAUUCCACUUGGGGUAAAAACUAUCUUUUUGAAUACAAAAUAAUAUUAAAGAUGAAAUAUUUCUUUAAAGUGAAAUAUUUCUCCUUAGUCCCUCUCCUCCUUUUUCAAUGUUAUUGUUGAAUUAAAAUCACUUAAUAUAUGAACUUAAAUGUGUGUUCCUUCCAUAACUACUCAAGAAGAAACAAGGAUUAUUUGCAGUGAUACAAAGCAAUGAAUGAUAAUCAAGAAGUUCUGAAUUUAAACGAGAAGUUACAACAAAAAUUGUAAAGUGUUUUACUCUCACCUUUUUAAUCUUUUUUACAUAUUUAUAUCUUGUAUGUGAAAUGGAGAGUAACAAAAGUUAUUUGAUUACGAUACACUUUUUUUUUAUUAACGUUUUCAAUCUGUCUUUAAACUGAUGCUUUUUCCUUUACAAGCAUUAUCUUGUAACUGAAGCAUUUUCCUUUCAGUAGCAACUUUUUUACAGAAAUAAAAAUUGUUCAAAAACAGAAGUUAGUCAUACAUUAUCAAUGCAGGCAUCAAAACUUCCUUUUCUAAACUGCCAGCCUUUAGUAAUUUCAUAAACUUUAGUUUUUUAUUAUUUGUAAAAAAAAUUUAUCUCUUUUUUAAAACAUGGCAUUGCAUUUAAAAUAUCUUAUUG